ACCGGCAAGUACACUUGUCCACGUUCUGAAUUCAUCUCCUGAGUUCGCUUUUGUGUAACCGUGGAUAUAUACUCAUUCUUCUAUCUUUUAUAGAACCUUCAUUAUUCUUAUCCGUGGUAUCGUAUCAAUCUCUCGUUUAAAUCUCGUUCAGAUCCAAUGACUUAAUCUUGAUCCCUAAUUUUCGUCGUCGCUCGUUGGCACCCGUCCUUCCGUUCUCAUUCUGAUAUCCUCUUCUUCUUUUUGUUUUUUCUGUCUCAUUUUAUUUAAUAUUCUUUGCAUAAAUGCCAGAGCACUUUUCUUACUCCCGGUUAUGGGAGAGUAUCCCGAAUGCCCUCCCAUGGCACACCGGAGAUGGUGUGAAAGGCGAUCCCCGAAAGACCGUCAAAUGGAUUGAUGGUCUCCGUGGAUUCGCUUCAGUUCUGGUUGUCGCAACCCAUCUUGCCCGCGCAUGGGAUUACGAUUUAUUCGCUCCUCGAGAUAAUCCAGACGUCCCGCCUCGAUUACUACAACAAAUCAUCCUCCGAAUCCCCUGGCAAGGUCGUAUCGGCGUCACUAUUUUCGCCUUUCUGACGGGAUAUGUCUGCGCUCUCAAACCCAUGAAGCAAUCGCGGGCGGGCGAUACAAACGGCGCUUUUGUGACUGUCGCCAAAUCCGCGUUUCGUCGUCCUCCUCGUCUCGUUUUCCCGGCUACGAUUGCCAUGUGCAUUUCUUGGACUUUGGCGCAGUUUGGUGCUUAUACCGUCGGAAAUAGAUGCGACUCGUCGUGGACUCGUGAUGCGUCACCGGAUCUUCAAGAUACUUUGUGGAAGGAGAUUAUUAGUCUGUUCAAGAAUUUCUUGGUGGCCUGGACCAAUACCGAUUAUAGGGUUCACAUGAUCUACGAUGAACACCAGUGGGCCCUGUUACCACUGCUGAAGUGCUCCAUGCUCAUCUAUAUUGUUUCAUUUGCGACGAUUCUAUGCAAAUACCGCUAUCGCCUGCUUAUCUGCGUCUUGCUAAUUGCCUACUUCCAUCAAGACCCCCAGCUCGACCGGGAGACCUUCCAAAUUCAAGCUCUGUACGGCAUGGUACUAAGCGAUUUGUCCUAUGAGCAACGGUACAAGAGUUUCUUGCAGAGCGAGACCUACCGUUGGCCACGCCGCAUUCUCGGCUUUUCUCUGUUUAUAGGCGGCCUGAUCGUCUGCUCCUACCCCGGUGAACACCCCGAAUGGGCCGGCUGGUCGAACCGCAUGUUCGAAUGGGCCGAAUACCUUUUCCCGCUUGGCAGCAACUACGGUAAACGCUGGACUGCCGUCGGCAUGGACAUGAUCAUCAUGUCAAUUUUCCUGACCAACUGGUCCAAGGAGUUUUUGUCUAGCUCCAUCUUGCUCUGGUUUGGCAAGCAAAGCUUUGCCGUCUACCUUAUUCACGGCACUCUAUUGCGUACCGUCCUGGUAUGGAUGGUUUAUGGUAUUAGUGGUGAGCCCUGGGUAUGGACCCAAGAUCCUGAAGGAAACCCCGUCCCGCCACCUUGGCUACCUCGCCGCGCACCUUGGGUCUUUGCCGUCAGUAUUCCCUGCUGGCUCGUGUUGUUAUAUUUCUGCGCCUCGAUGUGGACUACCUACGUCGACCCGUUCUGUGCUCGUCUUACACAACGUAUUGAGAAGACGUUCUUUGAUGACGGAGACGAGAAGGGACCAGAACUCAUUCCCAUGACCUCCCGUCCGAUGCCGACUGUUUAAUCACCUAUAACCAGAACUUAUGAGCAACCAUACAUAAUAUUUUCGGCGCUGCGACUGCAACAUAAUGUGAAAUAUGCAAUUUUUUUCCCCUUUCUUUUUUACCUGCAUGGGACAAUCGGAUAUAUUGUUUUGACUAUUUAUCUGUAUUUUUUUAUUCGGUAUAUAUCUGACAUACUUUCAGGAAAAGUACGCCUUUCGUUUCAUCUUCAAGAUUUUUCCCUGUGUAUACAACGGAUUGGCGUUGCCAUUCUCGAUCAUCGUUCACAACUUGCAUAAGCGGAUUGCACGGUGUUUAUAAAUAAUUUAUUAUACAAUUAUAUUGUUCCUAACGAGAUAUACGGUGGAAAAUACGAGAGAUGAUCUGAAACAAAUGUAUCUCCUUAGGGUCAGGUCAGAUCAUCACGGAAUAGCAUGAGCGAUUCUGGAGGUAUUGA
Molecule: messenger RNA, 2155 nt
Organism: Talaromyces stipitatus ATCC 10500
Lineage: Eukaryota; Fungi; Ascomycota; Eurotiomycetes; Eurotiales; Trichocomaceae
Exons: 2
Coding region: 282-1721 (479 amino acids)
Biological process (GO): polysaccharide biosynthetic process
Cellular component (GO): membrane
Molecular function (GO): acyltransferase activity, transferring groups other than amino-acyl groups
Source: RefSeq, a predicted model, not a curated record